UCCGCCAUUUUCUUUCGUUGUGACUGUGAUUGUUGGUCUGAACAUCGCAUGAUUAGAAUCGUGAAGAUCUCUCGAUUUUUUCUCGAAAAAGCCACUUGAAUUCUGAAAUUUACAUGUAAAUCAGCAGCAAUCAGAAUACGGUCAUCUCUGGUACGGUGAAACGUCAGAAUGGCGACUCGAAUCAAUGACUUGCUUUCACAAAAUCUUCAAUGUCCAAUAUGCCUCAAUGUGUACAAGGAACCGAAAUUACUUUCCUGCUCUCAUACCUACUGCAAGGAAUGUCUGUCUCGGCUUUUCACGUCUCAGCAACACCGCGUUAAGUUGUCCUGCCCAGUUUGCCGUAAGGACACCGCUGUUCCCAGGGGCGACGUCGGCAACCUUCAGGUCAAUAUUCCUAUCCAGGGCAUGGUGGAUGAUGUCCAGAAUCAAAGUCAGCUCUGCACCGUCUGCAAAGACAAGGCCUUGGCUGCUACCUACUGCCAAGAGUGCGAUGACUUCAUGUGCGUCGAUUGUUACAAGACCCAUGCCAAGUGGGACAAGUUCGCCGGACAUGACGUGGUUAAGGUCGAAGACAUCAUCUCGGGCAAGGUCGCGACGAAGCAGCGUCGCAAAUGCAAGAAGCAUCGGUCGGAGGUCGAGGAGUGCUUCUGUGUCGAGUGUAAGAAGUAUGUCUGCUUCCGAUGCGGGAUGAUGGAGCACACCAAGUCUGGCCACAACAUUCUGGAGGGAAUGGAACAUGAAGAUCAGCAGAGGGAGAAGAUCCAUGAGUUGCAGAGCAAGAUGGGUGCCAAGAGAAGCAAGGUAGAUGAAUACAUCAGCUUCAUUGAGAAGCAACAAGCAAGGCUUCAGAUCAUACAGGAACAACUGGCCGAUGAGAUUAGCCAGACCUGUGAGGAAUCUAUUCAGCAACUGAAAGAGAGGAGGGAUGUUCUCAUCGAGGAAUGCAAGAGUCGUUUGAAUGGAAUGACCAAAGAGCUUCAGGUCAUGAAAGAUGAGAGUAAGUUAGAGAUGGGUCAGAUUGAGGACGUGGGUAAUUUGGUUGGGAAUGGCGUCAAGGCACCGCUGGAAGGUGAGGCUCUGGUUGCCCAUGACACACUCUGCCAGGAACUGGAAAAGAUCCUUGCUAAGGGUGAUCCCGAUUACAGCAAGCCCAAGGGUACAACCAAGAAAGGCCACAAAGUGGCUUUUCAGCGCAUACGCUGUCAACAAGUAGGCCAAAAUGAGCUUGAUCUGGGCAAUAUUGAAGAAGCUGAAUGGAGCUUCUUAAAGUAUAUCGACUUUCCUGUCAAGGAUGGCAUCAAUUGCUUGACAUCUAUGCCCGAUGGUCGAAUCGCCGCUGGAUCCCGCUUUGGUGGUCUUUAUCUAAUAUCUCCGAGUGGCUCACAAUCCAUUGUCCUUAGAGAUGUCCCGGUUAGACAGGUUGUCUUUUUCCCCAGUGGAAAUGUUGUUAUCAGAGAUAUCCACAACACUAUCAGCACUUACUCAAAGACUUUCGCAAAGCUCGAAGUAGCCUUUAAGAGUCUUAGCAGUGAUGCUGGUGGGUUUGGUGGUCUGGAGAUUGACACCAACAACAACACCAUCCUCUGCAGUUACACGAAAGCGAAGAAGUUGUACGUGUUCAAGCAGACCGGCGGGAAACCAGUCAAUAUCAUUCAGUACGUAUUUGAACCCCACCAGAUCUUCACUCUGCGUUCGGGUAGGGUCCUGGUAAUGGUCGAUGAUUUCACGGUUGGUGUUCUUGACGCCACCAACAGCACCAUCCAAAACCGAGUGACCAGAGAUGGCCGCUAUGCGAGCCCUGCCGUGUGCAUGGAUGGGUCUUUUCUCAUUGCCUGGGUCGACCAUUCCAAUGGCUCUGUUUCCAUUGAGCAGUACUCACGGGAUCUCCACCAGAUUGGGUGUUUGGUUCAGGCGAAGAUUUCGAUCCCCCAACAUGCUUGGUACCAUCUUCGGGAGUUCAGGUCAGGGGAACUUGGCCUUUGCUCUCCUGACCAGUUGUACAUCUUCAAAAAGACCGUUUCGGUCUGAGAUGAUCUAUCUGAUUCCUGACCAAUUGUGUCGUUUUGGUCAAUCAAUCCAUCUUUUUUCGUAAUAUUGCACAUAUAUGGUUAUUAGAAAACAUAUCGUGGCCCCGUAGAAAACGUCAUAUAUCUCGUUUGUUUUUUUCCAUUUUGAUUUCAGCGGUUAGACAUUGGCUUUCAAAUAAUUAUAAGGUUGGUCUUACCAAAAUAUUUGUCUCUUCAUUAUGUUCAUCUCAAUCACGUUUAGCCAUGCAGGAAUUAAUUUUGGAGGGGGGCGCGCGCUAAACGCGCGAAGCGCUCUCCCUUGGGAGGAGAUCUGAGUGCAGGGCAACAAAAGGGCGAUGGUGUACCUAUUCGAUUUCGAAUCCAGGUCGACGGAAUGCACGACCAUCCUCUACAGAUUAAAAUAUCGACCGAGGGCGGUGACUCCCCCCCGCCCCCCCCCCACUGAAAUUCAUCAUUUUGUACAGCGGCCAAUUAAAGAGGGUUCGCCCCUUUCAUGGAAGGAACAAAAUUAUCACGAAUUCGGCGCCUCAUCAUUUUCCGCUACAUUGGAUUAUGUUCUCGCGCCUUUAGGCAAGAAGUAAAACAUUUGAUUCAUGAAAAAACGACACAUCUUUUAAAUAAAUAUAAAAGUUGAAGGAUUUUUUUUAUACAUGUAUAUAAUAUCAUAUUCACAGUUUCAUAUUUAAAGACGGCAAGAAACGAUAUCUAGAUGAUAUGUGGGAUUUUUUUUCACUUAGCUGUCAUACUUAUCUAUUUAAAUAUUAUAUCUUACAUGAAUUGCAAUUAUUCAUCAUGUUACAAUUUUACCGUAAUUACCGUAUAUAUUACAUGCAUGUAUAUGCAAUAAUUUGGCAAAGAAACCAUGAAAAGCAAAAGUGACAACUUAACUUGAGUAUAAUCUUAUCUUCCUAAUUCCUACCUAACAUUAUCUUGAUACUUCACACGUAUACAUUAUAAACCAGAGUGUUUCGUAUUUAGCUAAAUGAUAAUUGUCAUGUUUGUGGGAAAACAUUUAUUUAGCCUUCAUUCUUAUCUAUGAACUUAUUGUUGUGUACUUAUAUAUUGGAACGCUAUAUGUUUAACAAUAAAAGUCUUAUUUCUACAUACAUAGUAAUAUGUUGAAAAAGUGUAACAGAUAUAUUCAAUUCAACUUUCAAUUUAGUAUAUAGGCUACUUUACAUUGAUUUACAUCUGUUAUUUACCGUUUCAUGUAAUAAUUUCACCGUGAUAUAGAUUUUGUAUGAUGUUUUGUUUAUCAUUGUCGACCCCUAUAGAUCGAUUGAAUAUGUAUAAAAAAUUGCUGACAUUCGACAUUACCCAUUUUAAAGCAAAUUCCACGUAUUGGACUUGAAAGAGGCAGCGGACACAUAUUCAAUUUGGAGACGAUAUGCCCUUUAUACAUGGGCGGAAAUCUGUCCCCAAAGGUAGGGGGGCCAGGGCCUGGAAAAUUUGACUUGCAAAAAAAAAAGGUUUUCACACAAAAUGUAAGGUCAUUUAGUCCAAAAUACAUGUAUUAUUUCGAUUGCGAAGUGAUGUAUUUUGCUACAUCAUAAAAGACUAAAAAUAGUAGGGGGGGACAUUUGAUAGUAUGCCCCCCUACUAUUAUGGGUUGGGGGACGCGUCCCCCCUGUUCCUCGGGAUUUCCACCCAUGCCUAUACAGCUUUCAUAUGUUCUGUUUACUGGUAUAGGGGACUAAUUAAACAUAAUGAUUGAC
Lytechinus pictus (painted urchin) is the source of this 3742-nucleotide messenger RNA. RefSeq names its product E3 ubiquitin-protein ligase TRIM45-like. Gene Ontology annotation, biological process: protein monoubiquitination. The transcript has 2 exons. The coding region runs from base 169 to 2028 and encodes 619 amino acids. The record is from RefSeq and is a predicted model, not a curated record. Gene Ontology annotation, molecular function: ubiquitin protein ligase activity; zinc ion binding. Lineage: Eukaryota; Metazoa; Echinodermata; Echinoidea; Temnopleuroida; Toxopneustidae.